This is a messenger RNA of Spea bombifrons (plains spadefoot toad), 2601 nucleotides long. Its product is annotated as vomeronasal type-2 receptor 26-like. Gene Ontology annotation, biological process: G protein-coupled receptor signaling pathway. The coding region runs from base 1 to 2601 and encodes 866 amino acids. NCBI's taxonomy places the organism in Eukaryota, Metazoa, Chordata, Amphibia, Anura, Pelobatidae. Gene Ontology annotation, molecular function: G protein-coupled receptor activity. The record is from RefSeq and is a predicted model, not a curated record. The transcript has 6 exons. Gene Ontology annotation, cellular component: membrane.
AUGAUGCUGUUUUUCCUGCUAAUCGUUCUUUUCCGGAUUCUGAGAACGGAAUGCUCGGCCCAAACCUUUAAAAACCGCCGGGGUUUGUAUCGGGCGGGCGACCUCAUCAUUGGGGCUAUCGUUUCUGUUAAUGGUCUUAUAAACCACGAUAAGCCGUGGUCUUUUAAAAACGAACCGAGAGAGGAUAGACAUAUAUUUGCCUUCCAGGAAAAAUACCAAACUCUCCUCACCAUCAUCUUUGCUAUCAAUGAGAUCAACGACAAUCCAGAAUUACUACCAAACAUUUCCUUGGGCUUCCAUCUCUACGACUCGUUCCUGAAUGAAGGAAAAACGGUGGACGCCUUUCUGAGGAUACUGACCGGCAUGGACCUCAGGUUGCCCAAUUACAGAUGUACGAGCCAGGGACGCCUGGUAGCCGUGGUCGGGUGCGCAUCGUCCAGGCUUUCCAUCCUGGUGGCCAAUGCUUUUGGCAUGUAUGGCUACCCACAGAUCAGUUAUGGUUCCACCGAUCCUCAGUUGAGUGACAAAGGGAAGUUUCCGUAUUUUUACCGCACGGUUCCAAACGAGAACCAUCUAUACAAAGCCAUAAGUCUGAUUCUAAAACGCUUCGGCUGGACCUGGAUCGGGAUCAUUUACUCGGACGACGAAAUCAACGAAAGCGCCGUCCAGAGACUAACCGUGGUCAUUACCAAAAACGGAGGAUGCAUCGACUUCUCCAAAAAGUUCCUCAGCUUCUUCAAAUACAAAUCAGACGAGUAUAUUCGGAUGUCGGAGACGAUCGCGAAAUCUUCGGCCACCGUUAUUCUGUUUUGGGCCGACUUGGAGUUUACUUUCAAUUUCUACCUGGUGCUAAGAAACUUGCUCACCUCCAGGAAGGUCUGGAUCAUCAUGACGGACAUGGAACAUCUGCUUACGCCGACCAUAGACACGCUGGACCUCAGUCCGUUUCACGGAAGUUUGGGGUUUCAGAUAAGCAGAAGGGACGUCCCGGGGCUGAUGCCGUUUCUUCUGAACGCGACCCUGGAGCAGCAUCCGGAAUCCGACGUCACCUACUUCUUCAAGAUUCUGACGUAUCGCUGUAACCGGUCCCGGGAUUAUUUAUACCUCGACACCUGCAGGCACGAUCUACAGCAGAAAAAACAGUUGUUAGGCGCCCAAAUAUCGCUGGCGGGAUACCGCGUGUAUAACGCCGUCUAUGCUUUGGCGCAUGCCCUCCAUGACCUGCUCACGUACAGAUGCCAAAAAGAAAGGGAUAACAACAACGGGGUGGCUGCGCUCUGCCCAAAGGACGUCGAUCCUUGGCAACUUCACCGUUUCUUAAAGCACAUUUACUUCACAAACAGUGCUGGAGAAGAUGUGUAUUUUGACCAAAACGGCGACGUUCCUCCUACGUACGACUUGGUGAACUGGAUCUUUAACCCUACGAAGCGACUGACCGGUGUGAGCGUGGGGAUAGUGUCCCUCGGUGCGGCGAUAGAGGUCUCCAUCAACAAUUCCGAGAUCGUCUGGCCACAUUACUUCACAGAGGUGCCCCCCACCUCUGUUUGCAGCGAGACUUGCCCCUUCGGCUACAGGAGGAUGACCCUGGAGGGAAGGCCCCAUUGUUGCUACAGCUGCACUCCCUGUCCCAGGGGAGAGAUAACAAAUCCUACCGAUAUGGAUUAUUGCUGGAAGUGUCCAGAUGAUCAGUGGCCAAAUAAGAGGAAAGACCGGUGUGUAUCCAAGCCGGUAAUGUACUUGUCAUACCAGGAAUUUCUUGGAGCAUCAUUGGCUUCCACGACUGCCAUUCUCUGCCUGGCCUCUCUUCUGACCCUCGGGGCGUUCGUAUAUCACCAAGACACCUCCGUCGUCAAAGCCAACAACCGAAGCCUCAGCUUCCUCCUCCUCGCUUCCCUUUCUCUCACCUUCCUCAGUUGCCUCGUCUUCAUCGGCCGGCCAGGGAAGGUCACCUGCUUCCUACGGCAGACUCUCUUCGGCAUCUGUUUCACGGUGUCCGUCUCCACCUUAUUGGCCAAAACCAUCAUCGUGGUCUUGGCCUUCCACGCUACCAAACCAGGAAGCAAACUGAGAAGAUGCAUGGGUCGAAGGUUCCCGCGCUUGCUCGUUGCCUUCUGCUCAUCUCUUCAGACUCUUAUUUGCACCACAUGGCUGGGAACAUCUCCACCGUUCCCGUUCAACGACUUCCAGACGCAGCCCGGCGAGAUCAUCAUCGAGUGCAGAGAAGGACUUGGGUUAUACGUCAUCCUAUCGUUCAUUGGAUUCUUGGCCAUGGCGAGUUCCAUCAUAGCUUUCCUAGCCAGGAAGCUCCCGGACGCAUACAACGAAGCCAAACUGAUCACCUUCAGUAUGUUGGUCUUCUUUAGUGUCUGGGUCUCCUUCAUCCCAACCUACCUGAGCACCACGGGGAAGUACAUGGUAGCCGUGGAGAUAUUCGCCAUUAUCGGUUCUAGCUCCGGCAUCCUCGUCUGGAUAUUUUUUCCCAAAUGCUAUAUCAUUCUUUGCAAACCAGACAAGGCCAGGAACGCCAACGCGACAAGACGUCAUCGAGCAAGAAAUGGCUGUCACGUCCCUCCGGGGAAAAUCCAAGUCCUGAAACUGUAA